This is a messenger RNA of Rubroshorea leprosula, 952 nucleotides long. NCBI's taxonomy places the organism in Eukaryota, Viridiplantae, Streptophyta, Magnoliopsida, Malvales, Dipterocarpaceae. The record is from the annotation of a GenBank genome assembly.
CUCUUCUUUUCUUCUCCCCUGCAGCCGGCAAAGCCCCCCAAGCCUGAUAGCCUUCCCAUGAAGAAAAAAACCGGUAAGAAACUUGAAAUUUCUCCUUCCUUUCUUGUUCAAGAACAAGAUUUAGGAGCUUAGAAACCUUCUCCCCCUGCUGGAAUUUCCAGAUCUGCUCUGCUCCUCCUCUUCACCGCCGGCUGCUCCUGCUUUGUGGGGGGCGAAUUGCUUUGAUUUUUAGAAUUUUCCUCCCAUGACGCCGGCUCUUCCCCAAAUUGCAGCUCUGGCCUUGCUUGCUGGAUUCUGUGGAAGAAGGAGAGGAAGGGCAGCGGCGAAGGGCUGAGAUCCGGGGAAGCAGUUGUGGAGUCGCCGAAGGCUGAGAUCGGGGAGGCAGUUGGCUGCCGGUGACUUCACUACUCUGUUUUCUUUCUGCUUUCUGGCUGCUUCUGCACGGAGAUGAAGCUUGCUUUCUGGUUUUGCUUCUGCACGGAGAUGAAGCUUGCUUUCUGGUUUUGCUUCUGCAGAGACAAAGGACUGGAAGCCGCAGACGGAGGCCACGAGCAAGCAGCAGGUUCGCCAUUUCUGGCUGAGAUCCGGGGAGGCAGCUGUGGAGUCGCCGACGGCUGAGAUCGAGGAGGCAGUUGGCCGCCGGAAUUAGCAUCGUGAUUAGGGGUAGUCCUAAUGAUGAUUUCAGUUUGAAUUUGUGGUAGUGCGGAAUUAAUUCUUGGAUAUUUGAUUAGGUUCUUGAUCCUUGGAGUACUUUAGUACGUGAAUUGAGUGCUCGGUUUUAUGCAAUUUGAGGAAGCGAAACCGAGGACGAGGAAACCAUGGGAAGUGACGAGUUAGAAGGCUAGCCAUUGUAAUUGGAUAUGAAAUUUUAGAGAUAAAUCAUGAUCUUGUAAACUAGACAUUUAUUGGAGAUUUAUGAUAUUAGAGCAAAUUAUAAAAUUUGAUCUUCAGA